Messenger RNA from Paramisgurnus dabryanus, 2398 nucleotides. RefSeq names its product protein phosphatase targeting COQ7 b (gene pptc7b). Lineage: Eukaryota; Metazoa; Chordata; Actinopteri; Cypriniformes; Cobitidae. The record is from RefSeq and is a predicted model, not a curated record. Gene Ontology annotation, cellular component: mitochondrion. Gene Ontology annotation, biological process: protein dephosphorylation. Gene Ontology annotation, molecular function: protein serine/threonine phosphatase activity.
UGUGCUUGUCUCCGGAACACGGGCGCUGACUACUAGAAUGUGAGAGCAAGGAAUGAUGUUGGAUAGGAUGGAGCUUACUGGAGGAACUUUGUCUAUUAAAUCAGCCAAAACAUAAGAAGCCAUAUAUUACACUUGAUCGCCAUUCAGUAACGGAGAAAGGACUCUUUCAUCGCUAUUUAAUCGGCUCAGCUUGUGGUGGUUCAUUUCUGGCGAGUGGAGCCGAAUGUUGGUGGACAGAAACGCAGGCUGUGCACACAGGCUCGGAUCGUAGAGAGACGGGAGACGAGCGCGGCAGGUAGACGGUUACCGUAUACCUAAAGGGGGAUGUUAUCGGUACUUUCCUAUGGCAGGAUUGUUGCCAGGGCUGUCCUGGGCGGACUCUCUCAAACUGACGGCAGAGAUUAUAGCCUGAUCACCGCGAGCUGCGGCUUCGGAAAGGACUUUCGCAAGGGGAUCUUGAAGAAAGGCAUGUGUUACGGGGAUGAUGCCUGCUUCAUUGCCCGGAACAAGUCUGCUGAUGUACUGGGUGUUGCGGACGGUGUGGGGGGCUGGAGGGAUUACGGAGUCGACCCGUCCCAGUUCUCCGCUACUUUGAUGAAGACAUGCGAACGGCUUGUAAAGGAGGGCCGCUUCACUCCCAGCAACCCUGUGGGCAUCCUUACGACCGGCUAUUAUGAACUCCUGCAGAACAAAGUGCCACUGUUGGGGAGUAGCACAGCUUGUAUAGUUGUACUGGACCGUCGGAGUCACAGGAUACACACCUGUAACCUUGGAGACUCGGGUUUCCUGGUGGUCCGAGGUGGAGAGGUGGUCCAUCGGUCAGAUGAGCAGCAGCACUACUUCAACACACCCUUCCAGCUGUCCAUUGCCCCGCCAGGAGCAGAGGGCGUCGUGUUGAGUGACAGUCCGGAUGCUGCAGAUAGCGCCUCCUUUGACGUCCAGUUAGGUGACAUUAUUCUGACCGCUACUGAUGGCCUCUUCGACAACAUGCCUGACUACAUGAUCCUGCAAGAGCUCAAGAAACUUAAGAAUACCAACUAUGAUAGUAUCCAGCAGACUGCCCGCAGCAUCGCUGAACAAGCUCACGAGUUGGCCUACGACCCCAACUACAUGUCUCCUUUUGCCCAGUUUGCCUGUGACAAUGGGCUGAAUGUAAGAGGGGGGAAACCCGAUGACAUCACAGUGCUACUGUCCAUUGUGGCAGAAUACACAGACUGAGCACGCCUAGUGGAGUUCGCUCCUCUUACCCCUGUGUCUUCCACCCCUCUUAUAUAUUGCACUGCUCCCAUGUCAUCUCCCAGCAGCCAUCACCCUUUUCGUUUUUCCAUUUCUCGAGUAGACCUCCAGUCGAUGCAUUGAGGAGGGUAGCGUGCUGGUAUGGAUGAUGAUGAUGCAGGCGGUAUCUACAAACUGAUGACCUCAUUUGUGCCCAAGGAUUGUGGGAAUCAUUUAUCCAUCUUCAACCGAGUCGUUUCCGAUUCCCCCUUUCAUAAGUCAAGGAAUAUUGUGUUAUCGCUCCGUUUAAGUCUGAGUUUUGGGAGGUCUGUGCUCGCUUGUGAGAAAUGCUUAGGGAUUGAGAUCCAUUCAGAGUAGUUAAAAAUAUUGCCGCAUGGUCGGCAAGCAUACGCAAUGUCUAAACUAGUGAGAAACCGGGAUUGGACAAUGGCUCUAAUGCAACAUCGCUCCAGUCGAGGACGAGUUUGAUGGUUAGUGAGCGCAUAGGUGUGUGUUGGACAUAUAGAGCUGGCAUAUAUGAUUUGGUUGUCUAAGUCUGUGCAAGCCGAUGAUCUUAUUCGUGUAUGUGUCAUGUUUGGUUGUCAGUCAGCAUUUGUUAGGUGUAAUAUAAAGGCAGGUUAUAGUUCAGAGAGAAAACCUUUUGGGAAAUGCAGGUACUCAUAGAGGGGCUGGUUGAGUCGUAUUCUUAUUCCAGACAAUUACUUGUAGUGGGGUCUCGGUUUAGGAGUACAAAUAUAUUGGGUGACAAUGGGCAGGUUAUAUGAAACAGAGACUUGCUGCACAGAUGUCAUAAUCCUGCUCAUGGUGGCAGUGGAUGUCGACUGUAAAUGCGUGUUGGAUGUAUAUUUACAUGAACCUCAGAAGUCUACACGCACAAAUGGCUAGCAUCUGGCAAUGCUUUUCUUGUAAUCGGAAAAUAUAUAAAUAAAUGUUUUAUUUUUAUAAAUAUUUACGUUUUAUCAGACAAGACUGCGGCGUUUUGUGCGCCCCCUAGUAAGGUUCGGUUUUAAGGUAAUAUUUUUGUUUUCUGUGUCGCUCUAGAUUGGUUUUAGAGGACACCUUCACGUUUAUGUGCUGCUUUGAUUUUUGUAAAUUAUAAAUGUAUGAGUGACUACAUUAUUUAUAUGAAUGUUUUUACCUGUACAAUAAAAAUGGGUGAGCU